Messenger RNA from Strongylus vulgaris, 1401 nucleotides. NCBI's taxonomy places the organism in Eukaryota, Metazoa, Nematoda, Chromadorea, Rhabditida, Strongylidae. The record is from the annotation of a GenBank genome assembly.
AUGGACCAAUCAAGAAAGGAGCUGAUGGUGGAAGAUAGUUGUACCGUUCCAAGAACGCCAACCUUCGGAACUCCAUCGAGUUGUUCCCCUCUAGACACGUCUUAUCAAUUCAUCGCUUCAAGGUCUCGGAGUCCUGUUUCUGACUUUGGUAUUCCCGCAACCCCGCGCGAUGACGCGCUCACAAGAAGUCCUACUCUUUUACGCGCCCCGUCUGCUGCUAGCAGAGCUUUAUUUACUAAGAUUGAGGUUAAACAUAUUUCUAAGGUUCUGAAUGGAGGCAGUGCAGCAGGUUCGGAACCAUCCACAAGUUGGAGGACAACUUGGAGUUGUGAGAAUAACGAACUUUCCUGUGCUGAUCAGGCUUAUACAAGACCAUCAUCGGCCUUCGAUGAAAAUGGUCAUAAUAUUUCAGAGGAUAUGUCUAGGUCAAAGGAAUUGGAUGACCUUGAUGUGGGUGGAAAGACGAGAAUGAAGAGGCGCACAAGAACUGAGAAGGAGCGAAUGGGACUGGAGCGAAUGCAGAACCUUCAUCAUCGAGCACAGCAAAUGCAAAAUCUUGCCAGGAAAAUAGUUGAUGAUAUAAGACAGCGCACGUUCAUGCAUCAAGAUGUAUGGCGCACCAUAGAAAAAAUUGUGCUGGGCGACGAUAAUCUAGAAGCGCAAUUUGAUCGUUUGAAAGCAGCUUUGUUGCCAAAGCAUGCAGAUGUGCUGGCGUUGCUAUCACUGUUGACUGACGACUCAAUAUUGCCUCCUGAGCUGCUCACAAGUCCUUUGAGAAGAGGCUAUCAUGGAGCUGUACAGAUGUUAUUAGCCAUCGAAGCUUACUGCAAUGGCACACGAUCUCGAAGCUCAAAUACGAGAAGUCUGUUAAAAACUAUUGGCACCAUGGGCCAAGCUUUGAGCGAAUCAGAUUUUUGUGAUCGCUUAUCUGACCUGCUGAGUAACGAGCGACCACUGUGGAAUUACAUCCGACAGUGGCUUCCACUACCUUAUGAAGAAAACGUUACACCUGCCGAUUUCGAGUUCAUUGACUUGCGCAAGCGGACAGAGUGUGAGCUGGUGGAAGACGAUGGUGCUGAAUGUAUUGACGAUCUGAAUGCUGUGCUUGGGACACUUCCUCCUAGAAAAGGAGGACUGCUACAGGUUGCUGGGGGCCAGCUCAAUUCUCUUCAGAAUGGUACAUAUCUGCCUGUAUUGGUUACGAAAGAAAAAGAGGAUUCAGUGGAAAACAAAGAGCCGAAAGAGCCCCUUUGGACAAAAGAAUUGGACAUUAUGAUUUUGAAGACCUACAAUAGUGUUGAGGGAAGUAGCGAAGAUGUUGUGAAGGCACUGACGCAAAAGAUCUCUUACUCUACCAAGGACAUAGAAAAGAGGCUCAACUUUCUUUUAUCGUUGUUCUGA